Molecule: messenger RNA, 1398 nt
Organism: Triticum turgidum subsp. durum (durum wheat)
Lineage: Eukaryota; Viridiplantae; Streptophyta; Magnoliopsida; Poales; Poaceae
Source: the annotation of a GenBank genome assembly
AUGGCCGCGCUGGCCCGCGCCUCGCUCCUCCGAUCCGCCGUUCGACGGCUCCGGGCCUUCUCCGCGGCCGCCGCCGAGGGCGCCGCGCCCCGCCGCGACGCGAGGGCGGCCGAUGCCGCCACGGUGGCGGCCGCGCUGGCUGUCGGGUCGGGGCUGGGGAUCUGGCUGCUCCCCCCGUCGCCGCAGCCGCUCGCGGACUCGGGCCAGGGGGACUUCGCCGUGGCGGACGCGGGCUUUGGGGACGUGGGCGCCGCGGAGGAGCGCGAGGAGGAGAAGCGCAGGUUCCUCUUCCGCGACUCAUAUCGCAGAAGGGUGUUCUUCAACUAUGAGAAGCGCAUUCGGACGCGCAGCCCUCCUGAGAAGAUCUUUGAGUACUUUGCGUCCAUCCGAAACCCGGAGGGCGAAGUCUACAUGUUACCUGCCGACUUGAUGAGGGCUGUUGUUCCCGUUUUCCCUCCAUCCGAAUCUAAUAUUGUAAGGGAAGGAAGACUCAGAGGGGAGCGCAACCCUGGCGAGCUACAGUGCGCUCCUUCUGAGUUUUUCAUGCUGUUCGACACAAACGGCGAUGGGCUCAUAUCCUUUGCCGAGUAUAUCUUUUUUGUGACAUUGCUUAGCAUUCCUGAGUCGAGCUUCAAUAUAGCUUUCAAGAUGUUUGACCUUGACCACAAUGGGGAGAUAGAUAAAGAAGAGUUUAAGAAAGUAAUGGCUUUGAUGAGGUCCUAUAAUAGGCAAGGAGCUGCCCACAGGGAUGGGUUACGUAUUGGACUUAAGGUUGGUCAGCCAGUGGAAGAUGGUGGAUUGGUUGAGUACUUUUUUGGCAAGGAUGGCAGUGACCAUCUACACUAUGAAAAGUUCUCUGAUUUUUUGAAGCAAUUACAUGACGAGAUUGUUCGCUUGGAGUUCAGUCACUAUGAUGUAAAAUCAUCCAAGACAAUAUCUGCGAAGGACUUUGCAUUAUCCAUGGUUGCUUCUGCUGACAUGAAUCACAUAAACAAGCUACUUGACAGAGUUGACGAUUUUGAUGAAUCUCCUGAUGUCAAAGAUCUGCGCAUUACCUUUGAGGAGUUCAAGGCUUUUGCUGAUCUGCGGCGAAGAUUGGAACCAUUUGCAAUGGCUAUCUUCAGCUAUGGAAAAGUAAACGGUUUGUUGACAAAGCAGGAUCUGAAACGUGCUGCAACUCAUGUUUGUGGGGUGGACUUGACUGAUAAGGUGGUGGAUGUCAUUUUCCAUGUGUUUGAUGCAAACUGUGAUGGGAACCUAAGCUCAGAGGAGUUCUUGAGGGCACUACAAAGACGGGAAAGCAAUAUUCGGCAGCCCACCACUCCAGGUUUAAUGGGGGUAUUCUCCUGCUGGCUGAACUGUACGAAGUGUUCUUUUCAACAGAUGCUGCUUCAGUAG